UCUAGCAGCAGAGCCGCGACAGCUGAGCGCAGCAGUGACAGCGCAGACUCCCCUGCUGUCUGUCUGUCUGCUCCAACUUACUCCCAUAACACCAUGUCUUUCCUCCUAGCCAAGAAAAAGAAGUUCAAAUUUAAGAUAGAUUUUGACUUGGAGGACUUGUCGUCAGUUCCCUUCGUGAACGGAGUUUUAUUUUGUAAAGUAAGACUCUUGGAUGGAGGCUUUGCCACGGAGUCGUCUCGGGAGCCUGUCCAAGCCCACUGUGUUCGUUGGAAGAAGAGAUUUUCUUUCGCGUGUAAGAUGAGUGCCAAUGCUGGGACAGGUGUGCUAGACCCCUGUGUGUGCAGAGUGUCUGUCCGCAAGGAACUAAAGGGUGGAAAAACUUUUUCAAAGCUUGGCUUUGCUGACUUGAACCUGUCAGAGUUUGCUGGAUCUGGCAGCACUGUACGACGUUGUCUCCUAGAGGGAUAUGACACGAAAAACACACGACAAGACAACUCAAUUCUCAAGGUUGUUAUCACUACACAACUCAUGUCUGGGGACCCUUGCUUUAAAAGGCCACCAUCUACAGCCACAACUGUGGGUAUCCCACAAGCUGAGGCAUGUCUCCGUGAGGACAGAAAAGGAGGCCACAUGUACACACCUCACUCUGUCUCUGAGAUUCCAAGAAAGUCAGUAUCGGUCCCAGAGGAGUUGGUAGCAUAUGGUCACUCCAGAACAUCCAGCUAUGCAAGUCAGUUUUCACAAAUUUCAGGUUAUGGUUCAAAUCAGUCAAGUUCAACAGAUCUGUGUCACAGACGUAGCAGCUCGGGAGGCUCCACCUCAACCGGCAUUGGUAGCAUUGAUCCCAGUGAUCCGCCGGGUGAGAAGGAGAGCAGGCCCACUCCGCCAAUUUCUGCAACCUGCCAUGAUUCAUGCGAGUCCCCCUCCAAUCCCACAAAAUUUGUAAGACACCCUGUAAAGCAGAAUUCAGUGGAGAAUCAGCUGAAAAGAGUUGAUGCCACCAGGGUGGACGCAGGUGAUGUAAUAGAUAAAAUCCUGCAGGGUCAGGAUUUCAGCCGUAAUUUCUUGGACUCCAGUGCUGAGGAAGAGGGGCUCAGCUUGUUUGUUGGUCCUGGUGGAAGUACAGCCUUGGGAAGCAACAACACGAGGGUUGUGACUGGAGCCUUUGAGCAGGUGGUGAUCAAGCGGUAGGCUUUAGGAAGCAUGUGUCUUACACAAGAGAGGCUCUAUUUCUCUGGUGCAAGGCUACACGACUAGGCUGUGGAUGUGCCAUCAGAACCCAUUCCCAUCUGACUCCAGGAGAUGUUUUUCCUCACGUACAAUGUAUCCCUGUGUGACCUACACCUUUGGUUGUCCAUGACAACUCCCUAGUGUUCAAUAAGGGGAACUGAAGGCCACAUUAUUGAAACAUUUUGUAGACUGAGGUAACUGGUUCACAGGCAUCUCUUUUUGAACUAUGUAAGGAUACUGGCCUCCUAAUGUAUCCAUUUUGCUCUUCUCUUUUUACUGACAUAAAAAUAACACAAGAACUAUGUGCUAGUUCGCCAGGAAGAGGAACUGCUUCCUCGUCCUCCUCUUCCUCAGGGUCAGAGAGAUGUAGCGCUUUGACCUCCAACCACUGGGAACACUGUCAGAAUAGCCACCUGAAGCAUCUCGGUGCAUUGUGGAAUGCAUUCCAUUGUGCUGUUUCUAAUUUUUCUUUUUUUCAAGGUUUUUAAAUUCAGUGUAAACAUGUAUUUGAGGUGAGUCGAUUGGUAUGAACUACUGUGAUGGUUUGACCUAUGGGAACAGACCCUGAGGAGCUUGAAGUACAGGAGAAACGUUCGCUGGUGCUUUCCUCCACUGAACUCAAAGUACUGUCUGUAAUGCAUGUCUGUCCAUCCACUCCAGUACAACAUACGUUUUGAUUCUGUGACUAAUAAGAAGCGGAUUGGGAUGAUUAUUGUAACUGACAGAAAAUUCUAAGAUGUUUAAGAUGUUUGUUGAAAAAUGUUUUAAAGGCAUGCGUUUUUUUUUUUUGUUUUUGUUUUUUUUCUUCAAAAUUUGAAAUAAGUGGAACUCUAUGGAGGAGAAGGAGAAUCUCAGACAACUAGUUCUCCCCUUUUUAUGGGUGGCUCAUCCUAUAACAAAUGAACCCUUCAACCUGGCUGAGAAGGGGGACGGCAGCAUUUUAAAACAACACAAAAUUAUUUUUGUAUUGAAAGGCAUGAAUGUAUUUUUAGUUACUAUCCUUUUAAAUGUGUCAAUGUUUAAUGUUAACUGAGUAAAAAGUAUAUCUGCUUUAUAAAAAUAUAUAUGAAAUGAUAUAUUACAAAUAAAAAUGAUAUUAAAUAUA
This is a messenger RNA of Cololabis saira (Pacific saury), 2335 nucleotides long. Its product is annotated as EEIG family member 2-like. Lineage: Eukaryota; Metazoa; Chordata; Actinopteri; Beloniformes; Belonidae. Bases 94 to 1191 code for a protein of 365 amino acids. The transcript has 11 exons. The record is from RefSeq and is a predicted model, not a curated record.